This is a messenger RNA of Dictyostelium discoideum AX4, 189 nucleotides long. RefSeq lists its product as hypothetical. The record is from RefSeq and is a predicted model, not a curated record. Lineage: Eukaryota; Evosea; Eumycetozoa; Dictyosteliales; Dictyosteliaceae. Bases 1 to 189 code for a protein of 62 amino acids. The transcript has a single exon.
AUGAAAUAUCAUAUUCAAUUAAUUAAUCAAAAUUCACCUCCACAUGUUCCAAAACUAGAGGAUCCAACCUUAACAGUUGACGAAUAUAUUGAAUUUUGUGUGAAUAACCAAUUCAAAUGUGGAAAUUAUAACAUUCCAAUGGCAUUUCAUGGUGUUGAUGAUAAGUUACCAUUUAGAUACUUAGAUUGA